CAAACCUGAAAUUUCUCAUUUCCAUUAGCAUUCAGACCCUUUGCUUUGCACACAGGUGCAUCCUGUUUACUUUAAUGAUCAUUGAGACGUGUGUAGAACGUUAUUGGAGUCCACCUGUGGCGAGUUGAGUUGAUUGGACAUAGUGUAGAAAGGUACACCCCUGCGUUCAUAAGGUCCCACAGUUCACACUGCAUGUCAGGAAAAAACCAAGCCAGAGGUUGGCAAAUAUUUUAUCCAUUUAAAAUUACAACUACACAACAAUUAAGUGUGGAAACAGUGAAGGGGUCCGAGUACUUUCUGAAGCCACUGUCCAGAUUUAUAAAUGGACCCGUUUUCCAAUAAGAUGCUGUGCAGAACAUGUAGGAUGACUUAAUAACUAAAGCCAUCGUUGAUCCAUUUUCAUUGAUCAUGUCUCUUUAAGGAUAAAUAUGAAGACGUCAUAUAAAGUUUGAAUUAACUGAUUUAAUAAUUGAGUUUAUUUUACGUCAUGAUGGAAACAUAAAACUAACCUGUGAGUUGAUUGGACAUAGUGUAGAAAGGUACACCCCUGCGUUCAUAAGGUCCCACAGUUCACACUGCAUGUCAGGAAAAAACCAAGCCAGAGAUCCUGUUCAUCACUUAGACAUCAGCAUUGACCAAUCAGGACCAGACCACACCUCUCUGGGCUCAGGACCUGACCAAUCAUUGACCAGCUCUGUCUCAGGCUCCUCCCACUCUGCAGCCCAGGGAGGUGCAGCAGCUUCAUCAUCUUCAUUGCACGCUGAAGCUGACGGAGUCCAGACGGAUGGAGCCGACUCAGCUGAUGCUAAUGGAAAUGGCCGACAGACUCUGCUUCUGGACACAAACGGAGUGACGGAUCGACUCAUUUCCUUCAGUGAACUUCAGACUCAGAACCUCCAGACUGAUCUCCCAGCAGGUGGAGCAGAGUCAGCGACUGGUCUUCACAUCGACCUCACAGUGUCAGGUCUUGGACUUGGCCAUGAUGUCACAGAGUCGUCCCCCGUCGUCCUCCACACAGAGUCUGUAGACAGCUUCACACACACACUGCACCCAGCUUCAGGUGGUUACUCCUACACAGACCUGGUUACCAUGACAACAGACUCCACAGGAUUAGUUUCAGCAGAUCCAACAGGAACCCAACUUGACUCCAGUCAUCCAGCUGUGACAGAUCGCACACAGAUGGCUGGUUCAGUCACUGAACAGUACAACCCAUCUGGUCAGGGUCCUGAAGGUACAGAAAAUGUGGAACUGGAGGAUACCUGCUGACUUCCACAUCAAGCCGCGAGUUCGAUUCCUGCGCUACCGUUUCCAGUGUACCGACCAAUCAGCAUGGCCCAGGAAGUCAGACCCCUCGCACUAGCUGUAGGACCCACCCACGGAGCGCCAGUGUUUUUUUUUUAUAUUUAAAAGUUUGUUAAUAGACGUUUAUUUUGUUUUAGAGAAUCAGUGAGGAAAUACAUAGAAAUAAAUAACCUGAUGACGCCAUACAGGAUGUGACAUCACUUUCACUGUCGGAAUUGAAAAAUGUGAUUUUGAACAGUAAAUGUUUUUGUCUAUUUUGAACAUCAAACUGAGAAUUUGUAAUUUGUCCAAACUGAUGAAUAACCUGAUGACAUCAUCAGGUCGUUCCUGUCGAGCAGGACGUUACUUAAUAAAGAUAUGAAGCAACAACAUGUCUCUGCUUUAAAUAAAGUUUACGGUCGGCUGGA
Micropterus salmoides (largemouth bass) is the source of this 1709-nucleotide messenger RNA. RefSeq lists its product as uncharacterized. The coding region runs from base 580 to 1266 and encodes 228 amino acids. Lineage: Eukaryota; Metazoa; Chordata; Actinopteri; Centrarchiformes; Centrarchidae. The transcript has 14 exons. The record is from RefSeq and is a predicted model, not a curated record.